UUUAAAGCACAAAGACUUUCCUUGAAAAUUGAUAUGAAAUCAAUGCUGGCUAAUUAGCGAAAUGUUCUUUUUUUCUCCGAAAGAAAUAUAACGUUUCAGUUUUAAAUCCAGUGAAAGUCGGAAUAAACCUCUGAUAAGAUGACAAUGAUUCCUGACAAGUCUUACUCAUGGGGAGUUUUGAUUGGAUGUGUGCUCCUGGUGGCAACUGCGCAUGCGUUUAGCCAUCAUAGUAAAACAACGGCACGUGAGAAAGGUAGAAUGUCCGAUCCUGAGAAUGAUGAUAUCAUUCUUUCACAUGAACAUGAAGACGAUUCACUUGAUGAUUUGGUUGACAAAGUGAUCCACCAAAUCCGUUUCGAAAAGCACGAAUUUAACCCUACAUACCCCUUACAAGGUGUAUGGAACAGCCCGGCUUCGAAGAAACAUUUUCGCAGAGGAAGGAGGGAGGCUGACGGAACAGCUACGAACCGCAUGCGCCGGUCAAGAAAAUGCAAUAUGGCAAGGAAACAUGCGCGGACAAUGCUUCAAUUUUGCCAAUCUGAACCGACGUCGGAGCAUAAAGGAGCUGAAAAAGAUGACAUUGCCGGAGGUCCAGCCAACGGAGGACCAGAUAAAAACAAUCCCCAAGCGAAUGGUAACAAAGAAUCCGAAGAAAAGCAGGCGCAGGGAGAGGACAGUAAGCACUCCGAUGACGUGGAAAAGGAAAAAGAUAUAGAAUGAAUCGGCGAAUGAUUAACUGAACGUAUGAAAUCGUGUGGCUAUAAAGACAGCAAAAAACUUCUCUUCGAAUUUAAAACCUAUGAUUCGAUUUCUUCCUUUUCUCUGAACACUGACAAUCUGUUUUUUAGUUUUGAAUGUUUGUAAAAUUUUGGUAAAUAUAUUAUUAAAGGGACUCCACUGAGGUUUAAAAGCCUAAAAACAUAACAUUAGAAGUUCUUACAUAAAUGAACUGGGGCGCUUUAAACAGAAAUAUAUGCAAAGAAAGUUAAGAAAUAUACUUUAAAAUAAAUCGAAAAUCGUAGUAUUAUGCUUUUCUUAGUCUAAUUUGAGUGGAAAGCGUUUAAACGCUUUUCAUUUUGGGUCAUUUUUUUACAAUUUGAAUAAUUAUUAUGGAAAAAAGAAGUGCGCGAAUGAUCUGAAAGUUUGCACAAAGAUUCGUGAUAUACACCUACAUCAAAUGGUACAUUUAUCUGGAAAAAAUAUUUUCAGUCCCAUCAUAUCAAAACACCUCAGUGGAGUCCCUUUAACUAAAUGUUUGCGAACUCUUAUGGAUGAGAUGAAUCCAUAAUUUGGCAGAUUAUAAAUAGCUUUUUAAGCAUUUAAGUUAUAAAUAUAGAAUAAAACAAUAUUAUAUGAAACAUACAUGUAUGCAUUAUAGGGUCAUCCACAAGAAUCAAAAGAAUACAUUUAACGCUUGAAGUAAGUAAAAUACUACUAUACAUUUAUUACAUUACAUUUCCAGAUAGGUAUAUUCUUAAAAUACAAUUUAACAUUCAAGGAAUAUAUUUACACUGAAAGGGAAACUCUAUUGAGUUUUUUUUGACAUGACAGGACUGGAAAAUAUUUUUCGAGAAUUAUUUACAAUUUAAUGUUCGUCUAGAUCAAUAACUUUUGUGCAAUUUAAGAUUAUUCUCUCACUUCGUAUUUCCAGAAUAAUUAUUCUAAUUGUAAAAACUGACCAAAAAUUGAAAAGCGUUGCAAAGUAUUUCACAAACCAGGUUAUCAACAACACAAAAAAUACGAGUUUCAAUCUAUCUUUGAGUAUAGUCCUUAAGUAUCUUUUGAAUAUUAUCUAUAUCUUUAAGUGCUAAGCUGAUCUAUGUAAAAAUAAUCCAUGUUUUAUGCUUUUAUGAUUUUGAACCUCAGUGUAGACACGUUAACGCUGAUAUAUAAGUUUCAUCAGUAUUGUAAAUUGAAAUAUUAAACUCAGUAUUUCUCUUUUUCAACAUUUUGUCUAACUGUCUUUGAAUAAAGUUCUUUUAAUU
Ruditapes philippinarum (Manila clam) is the source of this 1985-nucleotide messenger RNA. RefSeq lists its product as uncharacterized. The record is from RefSeq and is a predicted model, not a curated record. NCBI's taxonomy places the organism in Eukaryota, Metazoa, Mollusca, Bivalvia, Venerida, Veneridae. The transcript is spliced from 3 exons. Bases 139 to 720 code for a protein of 193 amino acids.